Branchiostoma floridae (Florida lancelet) is the source of this 3588-nucleotide messenger RNA. RefSeq names its product zinc finger protein 726-like. NCBI's taxonomy places the organism in Eukaryota, Metazoa, Chordata, Leptocardii, Amphioxiformes, Branchiostomatidae. The record is from RefSeq and is a predicted model, not a curated record. Gene Ontology annotation, cellular component: nucleus. Gene Ontology annotation, biological process: regulation of transcription by RNA polymerase II. The transcript has 2 exons. The coding region runs from base 169 to 1383 and encodes 404 amino acids. Gene Ontology annotation, molecular function: DNA-binding transcription factor activity, RNA polymerase II-specific; RNA polymerase II transcription regulatory region sequence-specific DNA binding.
CAAACGUUCACUCAGUAUUCCCGAUUGCUUUCUUAGUCAGCCGUCUGUGACUUGGCAGUUUGGGGAGCGCGGAGGAAAGUCAUAGUUGCGGAAUCACUGGUAAGAACAAAGGUACGCGACAAGGAUACAGCAGCGCCAGGAGAUACGCAGUCCGAGGAAACGGGCGUCAUGGCGACGUGCGCUGGAAAAGGUGAGAGUGAAGGAAAAGUGAAGAAACUCACCUGUCAGUUCUGUGAGUACAAAGCAGUUAACUCAUCGCGCUUAGAAGAGCACGUCAGGACCCACACCGGUGAGAGACCAUUCCAGUGCCAACAGUGCGAGUACUCUGCUAGACAGAAGCGGGUCCUGGAGAUGCACAUCAGGAUAAAACACACCGGUGAGAGACCGCACCACUGCAAACACUGUGACUUCUCAGCGGCAAGCAGUACUGUCCUCGCUAAUCACGUUAUGGCGACUGACACCGGUGAGAGGCCAUUUCAGUGCGCUCUUUGUGACUUUUCGUCGAUCUACAAGGCCUCCCUCGGGCGCCACAUCAUGGCCAAACACAGCAGCCACAGGCCGCACAAAUGCACGGAGUGCGACUUUGCUACGGUGGGGAAAAGUAUCUUGAAACGCCACAUGGCAAAUCACGCCGAUGUCAAACCAUAUCCCUGCGAUCUUUGCGAUUAUUCCACCAACACGAACCAUAGAUUAAAACGGCACAUGGCAACGCACACGGGCCAGAGGCCACACAAGUGCGACUUCUGCGAUUAUUCCUCGGCAGUCAAGUCCUGUUUGAAACGCCACGUGCUGGCAUUACACACGGGCGAGAAGACACAGAAGUGCGACGUUUGUGAUUACACCGCAGUCAGCAGGUACAGUUUGAAACAACACGCGGUCAAACACACCGGCGAGAAGCCGUACAAAUGUGACACUUGCGACUACGCCACAGCGGUGAAGUCAAGUCUUACUACGCACAUGAAGAAACACACCGGGAAGAAACCUUACAAAUGUGAGAUCUGCGGUUAUUCCGCGACACUAUUGCAGUAUCUGAAAAACCACAUGACCAACCACACCGGCGACAAACAGUACAAAUGUGAGCUAUGUGAAUACGCUGCGCCAACGAAGAAGAGGUUGCAAGAUCACAUGGCCAAACACAGUACCGAUAAACCGUACAAAUGUGAACUUUGUGAUUUUCGCACGACUUACAGGGUUAAUUUGAAGCACCACAUGGUGACACACACUGGUAACAAACCUUAUAAGUGUGACGCUUGCGAUUUUUCUGCAGCGCACAUGUCUAGAAUGAAACGCCCGACAUGGCCAAACACAGCGCGGCCGGAACACUGGACAAGACUCACAAGUGUGACGUUUGCGAUUAUUCUACAAUGUUCAUGUAUAGAUUGAAACGCCACAUCAUGGCCAAACACACUCGUGAGAAGCCUUACAAAUGUGACGCUUGUGACUUUUCUACUGACCGAAUAGAGAGGUUAGAGCGCCAUAUCCUUGCCACACACGCUGGUGAGAAACCGUUCAAAUGUGAGGUUUGCGGGUAUUCUACAAAAGCUAAAAUAAACUUGAAACGGCACAUGGCCAAACGCACUUGUGAGAGGCCUGACAAAUGUGACUUUUUUUCUACUGAACGAACGGAGAAGUUAGAGCGUCAUGUACACGCCGGUGAGAAACCGUUCAAAUGUGAGGUUUGCGGGUAUUUUACCAAAGCUAAAACAAACUUAAAACGGCACAUGACCACCCACUCAGAUGAGAAACCGUACAGGUGCGAGGCGUGCGGUUUUUCUACAGCACUAUUGGAUACUUUGAAAAGGCACAUGGCCACACAUACCGGUGGGAAGCCACACAAAUGCGACCUUUGCGACUAUUCUACAUCGUUUAAGCCAAAUUUGAAACGACACAUGGGUACCCAUACCGGUAGAGAUAAGCCAUAUAAAUGUGAAAUGUGCGAUUAUGCCGGAGCUGAAAAGACUACCUUAAUAAUAGCACACAUAGCUGUGAAACACUCUGGUGUGAAACCAUACAAAUGUGGCGUUUGUGACUACGCCACUGCAGUGAGAUCUAAUUGGAGACGGCACAUGAAGAGACACACUGAUGAUAAACCUUAAAGUGGGCUCUCACUGCACUUGGGGCAUCGGUGCGGCACUACGGGGUUCUUUCACUGCGGUAAAGGUUUUGUUAUUGUCUCGAUUUUUGAUGAUAUAGAUUUUGAAUAAUACGUAAAGGUAUGACUGAGAAGACACAAAACGGAAGAAAAUUCGUUCUUUAUCUAUGAAAUAUCACAAAGUGAUCUACGAACCCUGCAUGCGGCAUGGCCGCACCGGUGCCUCAAGUGCAAUGAGAGUGCACAUUUAGAAGUUGAUGUUCACCUUCGCAGACUUCUAGAAGUCUAGUAGUGCUGGUUUUUCUUUUUUGCGUUAGGCCUUGUUGAUUUGAUUAUAUGGAUGGCAUCCGCGCGCACAUCAACUUUCGGCCGUUUCCAAAAAUAAAAAAGAUAAACAAAUGUAUGCUGUGGAUUGCAAAAACUAAUAUCGGAAAAUGUAUACUAAUGUCAUGAAAUAUUCGAAGGUCAAAGAAGAUGUGAAAGAACAAAAAUGAAGAAGCUAUUGUUUGGUAUACUAUAUUCUGUGUGUCCAGUCAUUUGUUCAACCUUCCCGAUCACUUAGAUUUCAUAAUGAAAGCCUCAGUUUUUUUUAGUUCCCAGGGGAUGUCAUCCAUAUAAUCAAAUCAACAUGGCCUUAGUAAGCACGGAACUCCCUCUCUCGGCACCGCAUGAUCUGCUUGGGGAUUAGUUACACCAGGGCCUUUGCUUGACACAUACGGACGGCAGGUCUGGCGUGAGAGGACGGUGCGGCUAUUUGAGAAUUUACGUCUACUUUUGAAACGAACAUGGACUGAUUAGGAGAAAUAAAAGACGAAAUGUUCGUAUUUGGACAUUGUUUAUUGCAAGUAUAGUCCUCUGCAUGUAGUUAUACUACUUACUUUGAACUACCGCAACAGUAGACCUUGUUUGCCUCUUACUCUUAGCGGAUCGGAAAUCUGUAAAUACAAAAAUUUAUAAUAACUUGUCUACUUUCACCCCAAACAUAGCAAUAUAACAUGGUUAUGAUGUUUAAUAGUUCAAUGGUUAACGUGUCAUUUACAAAAUUGUUAUACCUAACAUAGUCUUCUUAUACCAAGGGCAUAGACCAAAUAGUAUAGUGAGAAAAUUGCGCCAGAGAACGGAUAUUUGGUGCAUGCAGGUUGUUUAACUUCGAUCUAGAGCGUAACAAGUUGUGUCACGUGAUUUAAUUGCAAAUUCUAGACGCUAGUUUCUUUAUAUCACUACCCUGGAUGUCUAGUAUAGCAUUAAGGUGUCUUAUACUUCAAGUAUCUAAUCUCCAAGCAGAUCCUACAAUGGCAUAAGAUAGUACCAAACUGGCCAGGAGAUAGUCAGCCAAGAGGUGACCAUUUGCCAUGUAGCAAAACACACUCCUAAGCCAUCUUCACUCCUCUGCCAGCUUUCGAUAUCUUAUGCUACCGUAGGAUCUGCUUGGAGAUUAUCAAGUAUCUACACUUUUAUAUCUACACUUACAGUGUAAGAAGUUUGAUUGAUCUGAA